AUGAGCAGGCUGGCGUCGGAGCUCCACCGGUUGCGGCGGUCGCCAUGGGAGGUGCUGUGCUCCGCGCUGGUAUCAUGCGGCCUGGUUCUCUUCUCGCAGCUCGCCGUGGCCAUAGUGCCCCGCCUCCUCCCAUCCAUCUCCCUCCUCGCCAUGCUCCCUGUCGCAGGUUUGGUAUUCCUGGCGGCUAUUCUGGUGGGCAGGUUCUGGAGGAGGUUCAUCAGAGUGGCCGCGUCGGCCCCGCUAUUCGUGCUGUUCAACGUGCUAUUUUUGUGGGGCGUCUACCUAUUCGUCAUCCGGAGAGAUACCUCUUCUCUACUAGACAUGCUAAUUAAUGCUGAGUGUGCACUGCUUCUGUGGGGACUUUACAGGAUUCUUUCUGGUGAUCCUGGCAUUGUUGCAUACGAAUCUUCAUUUUUGGAAGAGGCUGGCUGCAAGGAUUUCGUGGAUGCUAUAUGCUCGAGUGAGAAGUACCCAUCACUCUCAAGGGUGAGGCAUUGUAACUGUUGCAAAGCAAAUGUUAGAGGUUAUGACCACCAUUGCCCUGCAUUUGGUAAUUGCAUAGGACAGAAAAAUCAUAGGCUAUUUAUGUCACUUUUGACAGGAUUUGUUGUUGCUGAAUCGACAUAUAUAAUGUGUUCAACUAAAUAUAUAACUAGAUGCAUAACCUCAGGAACUUUAAGAACUGAGAAUCAUUUAUCUCUAAACAUGGUGAUCGGCACAAUGCUCUUCUCAGUCCUCCAAGUGGUAUGGCAGGUUGUGUUCCUGAUAUGGCAUGUGUACGGCAUCUGCUUCAACAUCAGGACGGAUGAGUGGAUAAACUGGAAGAAAUAUCCUGAAUUCCAAAUGAAGGAACAGCCUCAGUCAGAUUUUGAAGUCAAGUUUGUCAACCCAUACGACAAAGGCAUGCUUUGUAACAUUAGGGAGUUCCUGAAGCCGAAAUAA
Messenger RNA from Triticum turgidum subsp. durum (durum wheat), 942 nucleotides. NCBI's taxonomy places the organism in Eukaryota, Viridiplantae, Streptophyta, Magnoliopsida, Poales, Poaceae. The record is from the annotation of a GenBank genome assembly.